This is a messenger RNA of Didymodactylos carnosus, 570 nucleotides long. Lineage: Eukaryota; Metazoa; Rotifera; Eurotatoria; Philodinida; Philodinidae. The record is from the annotation of a GenBank genome assembly.
AUGGACGCAAUAAUUGGUCGCUCAUAUCCUACGAGAGGUACGAAGCGUUCAUACAUUGAAGAUUCUGUCGAAGAACCAGAUAAAAGGAAUGAAAAAUGGCAUUCAUAUAUAGCUGAAACAAAACGAGAAUUUCUGUACUUGAAAGACAGUCAUCAUAUCACAGAUGCAGGACUCAAAGCUAUAUUCAAGUUUUAUACGACUCAUAAAAGACUAUAUUCAUUGGGAGAAGUUGAGAAGUUACAGAAUAAAACAAAUGCUAAAUUUCCAGUGAUUUUUAGUAAAAGUAGUGCUUAUAUCAAAUUUGAUUAUGCGCUCAGAACUGCUCUUUUUGUAGCACAAAAGUACGCAGAUAGUCUUGAAAAGCUAAACGAACUAACCUUUCGGUUCAACAUGGAUGGUACUUUAAUCGGAAAUAAGCACAUAGCAAUUUCUAUAAAUUGUAUUGAAGGAGGACGUGACUGUCAAAAAGCAAAGAAUUUGGUUUCCGUCGGUCUUCUUGAAGUACAAAAAGAAAAUAGCGAAUUAUUAAGAAAAAGUCUUCCGCAAGAGUUCAUCGAUGAUAUACGUUAA